AUGCUGAAAGGACGCGGCUGCUAUGAUGAUCCCGGUGAUGGGGGCUUCAUUGCUCCCUCCAACCCCGACGGUUCCUACGACGAUGAGGGGUAUGACAAAUACGCAGAAGAGGACGACUACUUCUCAACAUCCAGAAACAGUAAGGUCGGCAAGCGCGGCUAUGUCAUCCACGAUGCUUGUUGGCCACUCCUGGAGGAAGCCUUGUCCCCAGGCCCGGUUCCGCUCGACAGAGUGUUUCAAAUCCUAGAGUCUUUUCACGAGGGGAGGGGAGCCACCAGUUCUAGUGGGCUGAUACAUGGGGGUUUGACGAUGAUGAGUAUUUCCCCUGGAGAUGACCAGCGGGAGGAAGCUGCGCGAUGA
Podospora anserina S mat+ is the source of this 360-nucleotide messenger RNA. RefSeq lists its product as uncharacterized. The record is from RefSeq and is a predicted model, not a curated record. The transcript has a single exon. Bases 1 to 360 code for a protein of 119 amino acids. NCBI's taxonomy places the organism in Eukaryota, Fungi, Ascomycota, Sordariomycetes, Sordariales, Podosporaceae.